Messenger RNA from Erpetoichthys calabaricus (reedfish), 4357 nucleotides. Its product is annotated as glypican-6-like. Gene Ontology annotation, biological process: cell migration; regulation of protein localization to membrane; regulation of signal transduction. The transcript is spliced from 10 exons. The record is from RefSeq and is a predicted model, not a curated record. Bases 492 to 2177 code for a protein of 561 amino acids. Lineage: Eukaryota; Metazoa; Chordata; Cladistia; Polypteriformes; Polypteridae. Gene Ontology annotation, cellular component: synapse; cell surface; extracellular region.
UCUCUGGGUGCUUGGAUAUCUUUUUUUUUUUCUCGCUCUCCUCUCUCUCUCACUCUCUCUCUCUUCAGGAUUUCUCUCCCACUGCCACAGAUCACUGUGCAGUAUCUCCGUCUGUAUGAGUGAAGUUGUCUGAACACACAAGAGUGCAUUUCUGCUUCCUGAGCUGGAUUUAUGUGCCUCAACUUGGGCACGAAGCGCAUCUUUUCAAAAGGACGGAACGGUACCUUAUUCAACACAUGCACGUUAACAAAAAUAAAUAAAUAAAAGUGAUUUUCUUGAUUGAUUUAUAAUUGCACUCACGAUUACACACACAUACAGACAGACACACACACAUAAUAUAUGUAUAUAAUCUGCAACGGAAAGAAAAGUGGAAGCCACGGAGAGUGCUACUUCAAACAAACUGGAUCUUCUUGGCUUUUUGGAUGCAGUUUAAAGGGAGUGUGCGGCGGCAGUGUCAAGGAUUUUAUUUGUACUAAAUCUGAAAGUAGACCAUGCUGUGGAUCGGGGCUAUCUUUUGCACGCUGUCCGUGUUGUCACGUUCAGUCGUGGCGGAUCUGAAAGCGCGGAGCUGCGUGGAGGUCAGGCAGGCUUACUCCGCCAAAGGCUUCAGUCUUGUCAAUGUCCCUCAUCAGGAGAUAUCAGGGGAACAUCUGCGGAUCUGUCCUCAGGGAUACACAUGUUGCACAUCUGAAAUGGAAGACAAACUAAGCCAACAAAGCAAAUUGGAGUUUGAAAAUCUUGUGGAAGAAACAAGUCACUCAUUACGCACAACAUUUGUAUCCCGGCAUAAAAAAUUUGAUGAAUUCUUCCGUGAACUUCUGGAAAACACAAAGCGGUCCCUUAAUGAUAUGUUUGUGAAGACAUAUGGUCAAUUGUACAUGCAAAACUCAGAAGUCUUUCAGGACCUUUUUGCUGAGUUGAAGAGAUAUUACACUGGUGGGAAUGUCAACCUUGAAGAGAUGCUGAAUGAUUUUUGGGCUCGGUUGUUGGAGCGAAUGUUUCAACUAGUGAACACUCAGUACCACUUUACUGAAGACUACUUGGAGUGUAUAAGCAAAUAUACUGAUCAGCUUAAACCUUUUGGGGAUGUGCCCAGAAAACUCAAUAUACAGGUUACUAGAGCAUUUAUUGCUGCCCGCACUUUUGUCCAAGGGCUAACUGUUGGAAGAGAAGUGGCCAAUAGAGUGUCUAAGGUCAGUCCAACACCUGGGUGCAUCCGAGCCCUUAUGAAGAUGUUAUACUGUCCAUACUGCCGUGGGAUACCAGCCCUAAAACCCUGCAACAACUACUGUUUAAAUGUAAUGAAGGGAUGCCUUGCAAACCAAGCUGAUCUUGACCCUGAGUGGAAUCUUUUCAUUGAUGCAAUGCUAUUGGUGGCAGAGAGGCUAGAGGGGCCAUUCAACAUUGAGUCUGUUAUGGAGCCCAUUGAUGUCAAGAUAUCAGAAGCCAUCAUGAAUAUGCAGGAUAACAGCAUGCAAGUCUCCUCAAAGGUUUUUCAAGGAUGUGGACAACCCAAGCCUGCCAACUCUGGAAGGUCUUCACGGGCCGUUUCCGAUGUAUUUAACCAUCGUUUUAGACCAUACAGUCCAGAGGAGAGACCAACCACAGCUGCAGGAACAAAUCUGGAUAGACUGAGGACAGUAUGGAAGACGAUGCAACACAGCGUAAUUGAUAUAAAAGAAAAAUUAAAGCAGUCCAAAAAGUUCUGGUCUAUCUUACCCGACAGCAUCUGCAAUGAUGUAAAAGUGACAAGUGGCAAAUUAAAUGAAGAAGACUGCUGGAAUGGACACACGGAAGGAAGGUACUUGCCUGAAGUGAUGAACAGUGGCCUGACUAAUCAGAUUAACAACCCUGAAGUUGAGGUGGACAUCACAAGACCUGACACAUUCAUCCGUCAGCAGAUCAUGGCUCUCAGAGUAAUGACUAACAAGCUCAAGAAUGCUUACAAUGGAAAUGAUGUCAAUUUUCAAGACACGAGUGAUGAAACCAGUGGAUCUGGAAGUGGCAGCGGCUGCACAGAACCAUGCAACACUGAAUUCUUCAUCCCAACGGAAGCCUCCCCAAUUGGCGCUACCCGGAAUGAAGGGAAAUCUUCAGCAGGCAAACCAGGUUUUUCCAUAGUACUCACCGUGUUCCUUAGCUGCACAAGCCUUCUAGUGCUAAGGCAAUGGAGAUAAUGGUUGUGGCCAUGGAUGGACAGCAGACUUUUCAGUGUUGGACACUCUUUGGGAAAUAAAACAGUUUCAAAAUGGAGGGCACAGUUCUGCAUCCUGCUUCCCCUUUUCCAAAGAAUGCUUGGUGCCAUCUUGAAGCAGCUUAUGCCAAACUGCUUGUUCUUUCCUCCAGACCUUGCUCAAGAUGCUCUCCGGGAGAAGAACUUAAUUUUCAAGACUUUCUUUCAAAGAAAAAAAAAAUAUAUAUAUUUUUUUUCUUUUAUACAACAGAUAUGGGACUCUCUCUCCGAGACUAAUACUGAACUCUGUUCACAUAUCUGAAAAGGUCUUGUACUCGCAUAAACCUUACCACACAAAAAUGUUGCUAAUCACUGUGACCAUGCCUUUGAAUCUUAAUAGUAAGAAUUCUGAAGACUGGAGUGACACCACACAAAGGACCCAUUAGGCCAGCCGUGUAAGAAACACACGAGUGAUUCUGUUAGGUUUGGGGUUUGAUUCAUCCGAAGUGAAAAGAAUUCCCAGCAUCAUAUUCACACACCUCAUAAAGUCCAUUUCGGUUCCUUCUGCUUUCCUCAUAAACACAGGCUCAUUUGUAUUGUUAAGUAGCGGGGUGGGAGGGUUGUCAUUUUACAUCAGAGUGCAUUUUCUUAUUGGUCAAAAUUCUUAACUAUUUUCAUAUCAUAAGAGUGACAAAAGAUGCUACUUUUUAAAUUGGGCAAUAUUUUUAAGUACAGUAUUUGGAAGUUUAUAUGCAUUAGGUAAAACUGAUUUCAACCCACUAAUGCCUGAGUUUUUAUAAUUCAGAUUAUUCUUUGUGUACUUGUACGCUGAUGGGAUUUACAAAACUUUAUAGCUUGCUUUACAGGAUACCUUUAGCUAUUUCAAGGAGAAAAUAAAUUAAAAAAAAAAAAACAAAAAACCCUGCAUCUUGUAUGGUGCACUCAGUACAUUUAAGUGCGUAGUUUAGAUUCAUUACAAGAAUGAGUAUCUAACGCUAUAUCACAGUAUCAUAUCGAUAAAAGCUUUUGUUGUAUAGCAGCUAGCUCAAAUUAAGCACUUGCAGCUGACACGUUCUGAACUAAACAAACAAUUCGAUGCUUUGCCAUCAUUUCUUGACUUCAUAACUAUGUCUACAGUAAAAUGAAAAAAGAUGCCACUUUUUUGACAAUCACUGUUAGUAUAGCAGCAUACUUGCAACACCAGAAUUUGCAGCUCAAAGCUUAUAGUGGCCAUUAAACAAUGGAGUCAGCUCUCAGUCCUUCUAGGACACUCACACAACUGUACCUUUAUGUUCAAAGUGAGGAAGAAGACUGUUCAUCUGCUUUAUUUGGAAAGACACAUCUUAAGAUUUCUCUUAUAUUAUUACAGGGCUGCACCGAAUACGUAGAAUGCCUCCCAUCUACAAGUUUAACAUGGAACACAAAAAUAGGAAAAAAUCAACGUCCACAGUGCAAAUCACCCGAUGUGCACACACUGCAAAGUCUCAUUCUACCCCACCAUUCCGGUCCAUCUUGUUGCUGCAUAUACAAUAUCCAUGACAGUGAAUUACAUCGCUCUUACAGAACUUCCUUAUGGCAAAUGCACUUAGGGAAGAAGUUUUGAGCUGCUGCAUUAUCAAAAACCCAUUAUGAACAAAUCAGGAGCAGAAAUGUAUUUCUUCUUUUAAGCCUUCUUAUUAAUCAUCUAUUUUUAUAGCCACAGAUUUUAACUAAUUUACUUGUUAGCUCAGGGUUGACAUAUAUGUAGACAUGUACCGUGUUUUGUCAACCAGUUUUGAAACCAUAUACUCAUAUGUUGUAAAAUCUUUCAUCAGUCCAUCUAUCCAUCUUGUUUUCCUGUAACCAUUUGAUGUUCCAUUUAUAAUACUGUCAUACUCCAUAGUCAAAAAUAAUCUUAGUUGCUGUUUAAUGGGUUUAAAAGUCAGAUUUUUGUGUGCUCAGAUCUUUUUCACUUAAUUUACAUUGUCUGUGCUUUUUAAAGAAAAAAAAUUUAAGCAUAACCCAUUUUAGAUCCAUAUCACUGAAAUGAUGGCCAAACUCGCAGCCGAUGAUGUAAAAGAAAUGAAGAGCAUAUGUGUCUUACAUUGUGAUUUGUAAUAAACCCUAACCUGUUUGUUCUUUGAACUGCAAAGUAUGUCGUAAAAUACCCUGGACAUAAAUGACUAUAAAUCAUUUUACACAAAA